This is a messenger RNA of Pistacia vera, 1355 nucleotides long. RefSeq lists its product as uncharacterized. Bases 223 to 1224 code for a protein of 333 amino acids. The transcript has 9 exons. Lineage: Eukaryota; Viridiplantae; Streptophyta; Magnoliopsida; Sapindales; Anacardiaceae. Gene Ontology annotation, cellular component: membrane. The record is from RefSeq and is a predicted model, not a curated record.
UUUCUCGCGGUUCUUGUACCUUCGUUUUGUUCGGCCAAUUUUCUUCAAACAUCACAUUUUACCUGUCAAAACAUGUUUUCUUUUUCGUCUCAAAUGACGCCCCAUGCAUUCUUCUAACUCUAUUUUCCUUGAAAAGGAAGAAUAUUUUACUCGUUUUAUUGUAUCACCUGUUUUCAGUUCAUACCAAAAGGAAGCAUAAUUUUAUAAUCAGAGCAACAUCUGAUGCCUCUGCCGGUUACUGAGGAUACCACCGUCUCGAGUUAUUGGUUGAACUGGAGGGUCCUGCUAUGUUCAAUAUGGUUAUUGUCAAUAAUGGCUAUAUCAUCAUUUAUUAUAUGGAAAUAUGAAUCUUUGGAUAAUUUGAGGUCUGAUGAAGGAGAAACACGGCAAGACGCUGCACAGUUUUUGUGUAAUGAUGACGCAUGGAGGCCAUGUCUUAAAGAAAUACACCCAUUUUGGCUAUUGGUUUUCCGAGUAAUUGCAUUCUGUUUUCUUUUGGCUACUCUCGUUGUCAGAAUUCUUAGUAGUGAAAGCAGAAUAUUCUACUUUUAUACUCAGUGGACUUUUGUUCUGGUUACCUUUUAUUUUGGGUUUGGAUCUCUUCUCUCCAUCUAUGGGUGUUACCAGUACCACAAGAUAAGCAGUGGGAAUCUUAAUGUACAACAUGGUGAAACAGAUGCAGAGCAAGGAAACUUCAUGCCUCUAACCAAUGGAGAAAAUGCAAAUAAACAUGAAAUGAGAAAUGUCUUGAAUACCCAAGAGAAAUCCAGUCCAGCAAUUAUUAGUUGUCUAUUUCAAGUCGUAUAUCAGAUGAAUGCUGGGGCGGUGAUCCUCACUGAUUGCGUUUAUUGGCUCAUUAUUUUUCCAUUUCUCACUGCCAGUGACUACAAAUUGAGUUUUAUGACAGUGAAUAUGCAUACCCUGAAUGCUGUCUUUCUACUCGGUGAUACAGCUCUGAAUUGCUUGCGAUUCCCGUGGUUUCGGAUAGCUUACUUUUGUUUAUGGACGUGCGUCUUUGUUAUUUUCCAGUGGAUACUUCAUGUUGUUGUCUCAGUUUGGUGGCCGUACCCAUUCCUUGAGCUGUCAUCAUCAAUUGCACCAUUAUGGUACUUGGGAGUGGGAUUGAUGCAUAUUCCGUGUUAUGCCAUAUUUGUUUUAGUGGUCAAAACAAAGCAUUACCUGUUCUCAAGAUGGUUCCCACAGUCUUAUCUAUGUUCAAGAUAAGAGAAAAAUAAAAAUUCAUUUUAGGUGUAGUUUUAAUGUUUUCUUUCGUUUGUUUAAAAUCAAGUGUAGAUAGCAAAAUUGGUAUUCUACACACGGGAUCAUUAUAUAUACUUAAAUAAAUGUUCCACUGA